Molecule: messenger RNA, 1253 nt
Organism: Odobenus rosmarus divergens (Pacific walrus)
Lineage: Eukaryota; Metazoa; Chordata; Mammalia; Carnivora; Odobenidae
Gene: GARIN1B
Product: family with sequence similarity 71, member F1
Exons: 7
Coding region: 52-1086 (344 amino acids)
Cellular component (GO): nucleus
Source: RefSeq, a predicted model, not a curated record
AGAGAGAGAUACCAGGGCAAACUUGCAGCAGGCCCCUGAGCAUGUGCGGAAAUGUUGUCAUCAGUUCCACAGAGAAAGACUCGGUGGAAAUCAAAGAAGACAGUAAAAGUCACAAGAUCUUUUCCAACCUUCCCUUCCCUGAAUGCCUGGGAAGAAGUCAGGGGCCUCUUGCCUGUGGAUGGGGAGCCAAACCCUGGAGUGGGCCUGGGUGUGGAGGAGGGACUGCUCUGCCAGAUGCUUCAUUCUCCAGAAUUCAACCUAUUUCCUGACUCAGUGGUGUUUGAAAGCAACUUUGUCCAGGUCAGAAAGGGCAGGAACUGGAUAGACAUCUACAAGGCCUCCAACACCAUGGCCCUUGGGGUAACCUCCUCUGUGCCCUGCCUGCCCCUUCCCAAUAUCCUCCUCAUGGCUAAUGUCAAAUGGCACCAGGGACAGAGCCAGACAUGGAACAGACCAUCUAUGGCCCCAAACAUCAAGCUGAAGAGGAUCCUCCCAUUGAAGUUUGUGGAGUUCCAGGUCUGUGACCGGCUUCAACGCAUCCUGCGUUUGAGGACAGUCACCGAGAAGAUCUACUACCUAAGGCUCCACCCUGACCAUCCUGAGACUGUCUUCCACUUCUGGAUCCGACUGGUUCAAAUUCUGCAUAAGGGCCUGUCCAUCACCACCAAGGACCCUAGGAUUCUUGUCACUCACUGUCUGGUACCCAAGAACAGCUGCAGCCCCUCGGGAGACUCUAACUCGGUAGAGAAGAAACCCCAAGCCUCCCAGCCCAGCGAGAGCCUCAUGCAGCUGAUGGCCAACGGGGAGAGUGAGGCGCUCUCUCAGAUUUUUGCCGACCUGCACCAGCACAAUGAGUUCAGUUCCAGGAGCAGCAAAAAGACACAGACCAAAAGGGACAGCUCAGAGAAAGAUACUCACAGUGAAGACGGCAUCCCUUGCACCCGCGACCUCAGUUGGAGAGAUUCGCUCACUUAUGGAGAGUGGGAAAGAGAGAACCCCUCUGGGCCACAGCCCCUUUCACUCCUCAGCACCCUGGCAGCCUCCACGGGGCCACACCUGGCCCCACUCAUAGGAAAUUCUAUUUGAACCACCUUUUCGCACUGGGGAGAAUCUAUGCAGCCCUCGCCAACGCCAUUCUGCAGCAUUCAGCUUUCUGAGGGACUCUGUCUGGAUGUAGGGGAGAAGAAAGCUACAACUAAGGAAAAACUAGACUCAUCUCACGCUGAUAGCAUAGCCUUUCCUUGGAGAACCAC